Messenger RNA from Effrenium voratum, 2136 nucleotides. NCBI's taxonomy places the organism in Eukaryota, Dinophyceae, Suessiales, Symbiodiniaceae. The record is from the annotation of a GenBank genome assembly.
AGUUCUACUCAGGGCCAGCAUCCGCUGGACAUCAGCCGUGUCCGCCUCGCUUGAGCGAUGGCAGCGUGGCUUCGCUUGAGCGCCUGGCUCGCCGUGUGCAGGGCGCUGGCCCUGGCGGGAUUGCCGCCGUCGUGUCAGUCGGGGAAGUGUACGGCCAAGGACCUUGUGUUGUUGCAGCAUGGCAGAGGUGCCCUCGCCAAAGGAGUCGCGCGCCAUGAAUCGGCAGAGGUCCCUCCAGUCGCAGUGACGUCGGAGCUGCCGCGCAUGGCCCAGGAGGUUGUGCUGGGAGGUCCGGAAGCGAUCUUCUUCGACGCGAUCAUCCGCGACUUCAAGGAGACCCACAGGGACUUUCAGAGCUUCGAUGGCCACAGUGCCGGCUUGGUAGAGCCGAUCUUGGGUCCGGACAAGAAGCCGGUUUACAAGGGAGGUCUUCAGCUCUCCACCAAGGAGAACUUCGACAUGUGGUUCAACGACGUCCCGGGCGUGAACAAGCGCAUCGAGUUUAAGAUGGAUUUCGUGAAGUCUCCGAAGGGCACCUAUGUGCAUGACGACAAGUCCUUCUUCCCCAUCGACGGGAAGGGCUGGAACGACACCGCGGUAGGUUUGGACAACCUCUCCCACAACUUCUACUUCACCCUGGAAAUGCACGCCUCCUUCGUCUACAUCCCCGGGUUGUCUUUCACCUUCCGGGGCGACGAUGAUGUCUGGGUCUUCAUGAACGACCGCUUGGUCAUCGACUUGGGGGGUGUCCACAACCCCAUGGAGAAGAGCUUCAUGAUUGACGACCUCAACUUGACGGAAGGGGAGGCGGUGGACCUGAGCUUCUUCUUCGCGGAGCGGCGCUGCUGCGGCUCGGAGUUCCGCAUGGAGACCUCCAUCGAACCGGUGAGGUCCACCUGCACCAUCUGGGGCGAUCCGCACAUCGACCCCUUCGACAACGGCAUCUUCGGGCAAGAGAAGGUGGCGUCGCUCGCCAUGUUGCAAAGCGGGGACUACUGGCUGGUGAAGAACGAAAAGAUCCAGAUCCAAGGCCGCUAUGGGACCACCAUCUUCACCCCGAGCAACCAAUCCGCGCUGCUGGCUUUGGCGCUGGGAGGGCCCUGGCUCAACAACAACACGCUGAUCAUCGAACCGGUGGACGGGAAGAUCACGUGGAACGGCGAGGAGAUCCUGCAAGGCUUCCCCUCGACCUUUGUCCAGCCCAUGGUGAACUUGAGAUACAUGCCGGGGGAGGAGCACAUCGACGGCGUGCUGAAGGGCUACCCCGUGAAGCUUCUCCAGGCCUACUUCGUGCGCAACGUGGGGCUCACGGUGAACCGCUGGCCGAAGCACAUCGAUGCCAUCAUCCGCAUGCCGCAGCAGCUCGGAGGCCAAGACGGGCACUGCGGCAACUUCAACUUCGACAUGAGUGACGACACCCAGGAGCAGAUUUUGAGCCGUGUCAGCAUGGUGAGCGACAGCGAGUCCAUCUUCCCUGAGGAGAAGAAGGUGGACUUCAUCCCCGAACCCCCCGUAACGUUGGAGGACUGCGAUGCCGAGACCAAGGAGAAAGGCCUUGUCAAGUGCAAAGAAGCAUUGGCGGAGGAAGGGCAAGAGGAGGACAAGAUGAAGCUGGAUGCUUGCGUGUUCGACUUCUGCUUUGGUGGAGAGGAGUUUGUGGCAGAAGGAGUAAUUGUGGGGAAUGAGGCAGAUAAUGCAGACUGAAUAGACGAUAGCCUGAAACCGGGCGGUCGUGUGAAUUCGUGUUGCAUGCAUUCCACGAGACGCCUGCUUGCCAUGAGUGGUGCUAGGCAUUUUCUCAUCCUUUCCGGCGAAUGCCACACGAUUCAAUGCAGACGUCAGCGUGGCUCUGCGGCUUUUGAUUAGGCGAUGCGAGCAGAUUCCCGUUUUUCCAUGGAGGGCUGACGCCCGUGUGGUGACCCCCCGGUCUUCAUGGGGCAGGAUUGCCAAAACGCAACCGGGCAACCUUUGGGGUGCCUGGGCGGCCGGGAACAACACGUCCGCCUACAGAUCAUAUGGUUGUCAAGGAUACGCCGAAUGCCCAAACGCCGAGCAGAUUUUGCUUCCCUCGAGCCAAAGGGCCCUUCACAAGUCACAAAUAGGCCCAGACUGGCUCUGGAGGGGCAGGCCCUGACA